AUGGGGAAAGGAGGACGUGAGAGAAAAUCAAAGAAAGAAGAAGAAGAAGGAGUGAUGAUGAUGGCUAAAGAUUUCUUCUGGUCUUACACUGAUGAGCCUCAUGCCUCGAGAAGAAGACAGAUUCUGUCUCGUUAUCCUCAGAUUAGACAACUCUUUGGUCCUGAUCCUUGGGCUUUCCUCAAGAUCACAUUAGUCGUUAUCCUUCAACUCGCAACAGCUGCAAUCCUUCACAACUCAGGAUGGCUCAAGAUUCUAACCAUUGCUUACUUCUUUGGUUCAUUCCUUAAUCACAAUCUCUUCUUAGCAAUCCAUGAGCUAAGUCACAACCUCGCAUUCUCUACUCCGGUUUACAAUGGCUGUCUCGGUAUUUUCGCCAAUCUCCCAAUCGGCGUACCAAUGUCAGUAACAUUCCAAAAAUACCAUCUCGAACAUCAUCGGUUCCAAGGCGUAGACGGUAUUGAUAUGGACGUUCCUACUUACACAGAAGCUCAUUUAGUAACAAACAUCUUUGCUAAAUCCAUUUGGGUUUUGUUACAACUCUUCUUUUACGCUCUUCGUCCGUUAUUCAUCAAACCAAAACCACCCGGUUAUUGGGAAUUCAUCAAUUUCUUCAUUCAAAUCGGUCUAGAUGUAUCCGUUGUUCUCUUCUUCGGAUGGAGAUCUUUCGCGUAUCUAAUCUUAUCGACAUUUGUUGGAGGCGGAAUGCAUCCAAUGGCGGGUCAUUUUAUCUCGGAACAUUAUGUAUUUAACCCGAAUCAAGAGACUUAUUCGUAUUACGGACCAUUGAAUCUACUAACAUGGAGUGUUGGGUAUCAUAACGAGCAUCAUGACUUCCCGAGGAUACCGGGACAUAAGCUGCAUUUGGUGAAGGAGAUUGCACCUGAGUAUUAUCAAGGAUUGGAGUCAUAUAAGUCAUGGUCACAAGUGAUUUAUAUGUAUAUUAUGGAUACAACAGUUGGACCUUUUAGCAGAAUGAAGAGGAAGCUCUCAACUACAACUACACAUAAGUCUGACUAA
Messenger RNA from Arabis nemorensis, 1017 nucleotides. The record is from the annotation of a GenBank genome assembly. Lineage: Eukaryota; Viridiplantae; Streptophyta; Magnoliopsida; Brassicales; Brassicaceae.